CAUUGUUGGCCUGAUGACCAGACAUAUGUCAUCAUCAAUAUUUUGUGGCUUGGGUAAAUCUCAUGGUGUCGGCAUUUUCGCUAAGUCGGAAGGUCCGGGUAUUUACCCUGAAAAUUAUAACCUGAAAGAUACACCCCAGUGUCACAACAAAUGUGAUGGUUCAUGUAAACAUACCUGUACAUUCGACGGGCGAAAGUAUGAUUCAAUUGCUGGUCUGACCAAUUCAAGAGCUGUUGUUUUGGAAGAUAAUGUGCUAUGUAACUCCCAUGAUCCUUACGGGCACAAAGAAAAUAUCUUGGUCCACGAAUUUGCCCACUUAGUUGAUAAAUACAUGCCACGAGUAGAUAGAGACAGGUUGAAAUAUGUAUAUAACUACAUAAAACAACAUGGUACCUGGCAGCAUGGAUAUGGUACGGCAAAUUCUGCUGAGUAUUGGGGCGAGGCUACAUCUUCAUUCUUCCAUACAAUAAUCCGCACUGGUGCCGAUCCUGCAGUGGGAAUGAACAAUUGCAACUUCAAUCAUCUGUGUGGUACAGAGAUGGAAAAUAGAGCGUGGUUGAAAAAACAUGAUAUCUGGCUGUAUAAUCUUCUUGUUAAAAUCUACACCAACAACAAUCCAACGGUACCCAGUACACUCAAAGUUUGCCAAUAA
This is a messenger RNA of Mytilus californianus (California mussel), 652 nucleotides long. RefSeq lists its product as uncharacterized. The transcript is spliced from 4 exons. Gene Ontology annotation, molecular function: metallopeptidase activity. Bases 14 to 652 code for a protein of 212 amino acids. The record is from RefSeq and is a predicted model, not a curated record. NCBI's taxonomy places the organism in Eukaryota, Metazoa, Mollusca, Bivalvia, Mytilida, Mytilidae.